Prorocentrum cordatum is the source of this 255-nucleotide messenger RNA. The record is from the annotation of a GenBank genome assembly. NCBI's taxonomy places the organism in Eukaryota, Dinophyceae, Prorocentrales, Prorocentraceae.
AUCUUCAACGCGGCGCAGGCGUUGGGCGAGGCCCCGCAGAGGUCCAAGGACGGGCAGACGAUGCAGUUGAGGAAGCCGAAGGGGGGCGGCAGCUCGGUAGUGAAGGGCCACAGCGCCAUCAGUUUGAUACGCCACGCGGCGGGGGGGCCUCUUCGGCCCCUUCCGCCGAUGCUGCCCGCGGUGCUGACGGGCAUCGGGAUGCCGUUCGACAUGGUGAAUCGCCGGGACAUCCGGCAGUGCUUGACGGACUUGCAG